This is a messenger RNA of Populus euphratica (Euphrates poplar), 888 nucleotides long. Its product is annotated as Translation elongation factor EF1B/ribosomal protein S6 family protein. Lineage: Eukaryota; Viridiplantae; Streptophyta; Magnoliopsida; Malpighiales; Salicaceae. Gene Ontology annotation, cellular component: ribosome. Bases 153 to 596 code for a protein of 147 amino acids. Gene Ontology annotation, molecular function: structural constituent of ribosome; small ribosomal subunit rRNA binding. The transcript has 3 exons. The record is from RefSeq and is a predicted model, not a curated record. Gene Ontology annotation, biological process: translation.
CAAAAACAAAACAGUACAAAGCAAAACCCGGAAGCAGAGCGACCAAGGGUUUAGCUUGCGUUUCCAAAUCCCAAUCGCUCCAGUGAGUCUAGAACCCGCCGCCACCAGUUUGGUAAACUAGCUUGGAUCGAGGAAGAUAAGAAAGAGUGAAGAUGCCUCUUUAUGAUUGUAUGCUAAUGUUGAAACCUCAUGUACGAAAGGAAGCAUUGAUGGACUUGGUUGCUCGAGUAGGCAAGCAUGUUUAUAGUAGAAAUGGUGUUGUCACUGAUAUAAAAUCAUUUGGCACUGUUCAACUGGGGUACGGUAUUAAGAAGCUCGAUGGUAGACAUUAUCAGGGCCAACUGAUGCAAAUAACAAUGAUGGCCACACCUAACAUCAACAAGGAGCUGCAUUACUUGAACAAGGAGGAUCGCCUGCUGCGUUGGCUUCUUGUUAAACACCGGGACAUAAAAUUUGGGCUAGAAUUCAUGGAUGAAGAUGAUGAAGAUGGCGAGUUUGAUUUCAGUGAAUUCCCUCGGGACAGCAUUUUUGACAACGACAACAGUGAUGAUUAUGAAGACAGCAGCCACGAUGAGGACGACGAUGGGGACCAAUAAUCACAAGUAAUGGAUUUCAUAACUGUAGUCGUUCUAAGAUUAGGAUUUUAUUGGCAUUACCUCUGCAAAUGUAUGCGGUGUUGGGAGUGAAAAUAUAUAUUGAUAAAAGUUAUCAGUGUGCUGUUUGUUUGAGCUUGAGCGCGGGUGAUGGGCCUGCCUCAACAUGUAGGUUGCUAAUAGAUUAAUGUCAUUGAAGAUGAAGAUGUCACCAGUUUGGUUUAAUUUCAUCUGCAUCGUGCAUUUGUCCGUUGAAUAAUAAAUUUUCUAAUGUUCCCAGUUCAAAGUUUUCCAA